AUGUGGUGCAGAAAUGUGAUUCUUUGGCCAGGCAACUCUGGAAUUCCUCCAAGAUUUCCAGGUCACCCAAGGCUGGCCUGCGAAAGCUGGUGGCUAUCUAUGUGGACAGGACUCACCCUGACUUCCUGCCGCUGCUACUGGCCGUUGGACGGUGCCGCUGGACCUUUGUCUUACUCA
Molecule: messenger RNA, 177 nt
Organism: Cladocopium goreaui
Lineage: Eukaryota; Dinophyceae; Suessiales; Symbiodiniaceae
Source: the annotation of a GenBank genome assembly